Manis javanica (Malayan pangolin) is the source of this 871-nucleotide messenger RNA. It is a transcript of the gene COQ7, whose product is annotated as coenzyme Q7, hydroxylase. Gene Ontology annotation, molecular function: 3-demethoxyubiquinol 3-hydroxylase activity. Gene Ontology annotation, cellular component: nucleus; mitochondrial inner membrane. The record is from RefSeq and is a predicted model, not a curated record. Gene Ontology annotation, biological process: regulation of gene expression; ubiquinone biosynthetic process; determination of adult lifespan. NCBI's taxonomy places the organism in Eukaryota, Metazoa, Chordata, Mammalia, Pholidota, Manidae.
ACCACUGCGUACGUCAUCAGUCUGAGCCGAGGCCACGUUUGGCCCGCUGCGCUCAAGGGUGCGGUUCCCCUGUAGCAGCAAUGAGCUGCGCUGGGGCGGCGGCGGCGGCUUGCUCCCUGUGUCAGCUGCCUACGGGCACUUGUCGGCUUAUCUCAGCUUAUGGAAGAAGAAUCAGCAUCAGAUUUUGCAGUUCAGGAAUGACCUUAGAUAAUAUCAAUCGGGCAGCUGUGGAUCGAAUAAUCCGGGUGGAUCAUGCAGGUGAAUAUGGAGCAAACCGCAUCUAUGCAGGGCAGAUGGCUGUCCUCGGUCGGACAAGCAUCGGGCCUGUCAUUCAGAAAAUGUGGGACCAAGAAAAGGACCACUUGAAAAAGUUCAGUGAGUUGAUGGUUGCUCUCAGGGUGCGGCCGACGGUUCUGAUGCCCUUCUGGAACGUGGUGGGGUUUGCUCUGGGUGCAGGGACCGCCCUGCUUGGGAAGGAGGGAGCGAUGGCAUGCACUGUGGCUGUGGAAGAGUCCAUAGCACAUCACUAUAACAACCAGAUCAGGAAGCUGAUGGAGGAAGAUCCUGAAAAGUAUGAGGAGCUUCUCCAGGUGAUAAAGAAAUUUCGGGAUGAAGAGCUUGAGCAUCAUGACAUAGGCCUUGAGCACGACGCAGAGCUGGCUCCAGCAUAUGCUGUUCUGAAGAGCAUUAUCCAGGCCGGGUGCAGCGCAGCAAUAUAUUUGUCAGAAAGAUUUUAAAGUAUGUGCACUUUUCCCUGUCUGUAUAAGAUGAUAGUAAUUUAACAAGUGACAGGGGCAGAAAAGGAAAUGAAUGUGCAGUUACCUUGCUGUGAAUUUUGCUAAUAAACUGCAAGAGGUGUUUUUUUCAUUAA